GUGACAAUUAUGAUUUAAGAUUAGGAUUUUCACUAAUAUUUAUUUAACAGAAUAAACAAUUAUGUCAAAAUUAAAAAGAUGUUGUCCAACUAGUAAAUUCAAACCUGUAACACAUUGCAUAUUUGAUUUAGAUGGUACAAUUUUAGCGACGGAAUACGUUUACAAGAAAGUAUUAAAAUCUUUGGUCGAAGAAUAUGAGGGAAAGAUUUUUCCAGACGAGUACCAUGAGUUGCUAACGGGAAUGCCAGAGACAGAUACGUUGAACAAAAUAAUAAAAGACUUUCAGUUACCCGUAGAAUUAGAGCCAUUCAGAAAACAUUUUAGGGAGGCAACAGAUUAUCUUUUAGCAGAUGUUGAUUUUAUGCCUGGUGCCGUGACGCUUAUCAAACAUUUGCAUGAACAUGGCAUACCAUUAGCCAUCGGCACUUCAUCUCCUCAAGAUUCAGCUGAUAUCAAAUUUAGCAAAAAGAGAGAUAUUUUUGAUCUCUUUCAUCAUGUAGUUUGUGGUGGCACUGAUCCUGAAGUUAUUCAUGGCAAACCUGCACCUGAUACAUUUUUGUUAGCAGCUAAAAGAUUUCCUGGCAGCCCUAGUCCCGAAAAGUGUUUGGUGUUCGAAGAUGCUACAAAUGGUGUAACUGCUGCUUUAUCAGCAGGUAUGCAAGUUGUAAUGAUACCCGAUCCGAGUGUUCCAUAUGAAAGUUGGAAACGUGCUACUUUGAGACUAGACAGCUUAGAAUGUAUGGUUCCUGAGCUAUUUGGCCUUCCACCUCUCCCAGAAAAUUGUUUUACCAAACUUAUAAGCUCAAACAAUCCAAAUGAUAACAAAGUAGAUUUUACGGAAAAAGAAGAAGAGAAUGAAGGACAAAAAAUGAAGGCGGAAUUUUCAAAGAAAAAGGUCUCAGUUAAAGAAGAGCCAAAAAUAGAUGUGGAUUCUGAAAUAUUAAAGUCAAAUAGAUCAGAGUCCGAGCCCAAUUUUACUGAAAGUGAUGAAGAACUUAUAGAUGAAACUAACUUUAAUGUAUAAAACAAGUAAUAAACUGUUCCUGAUUU
Molecule: messenger RNA, 1050 nt
Organism: Diabrotica balteata
Lineage: Eukaryota; Metazoa; Arthropoda; Insecta; Coleoptera; Chrysomelidae
Source: the annotation of a GenBank genome assembly